This is a messenger RNA of Seriola aureovittata, 961 nucleotides long. RefSeq names its product mitochondrial ribosomal protein L18 (gene mrpl18). The record is from RefSeq and is a predicted model, not a curated record. Gene Ontology annotation, biological process: translation. NCBI's taxonomy places the organism in Eukaryota, Metazoa, Chordata, Actinopteri, Carangiformes, Carangidae. Gene Ontology annotation, molecular function: 5S rRNA binding; structural constituent of ribosome. Bases 166 to 735 code for a protein of 189 amino acids. Gene Ontology annotation, cellular component: ribosome; mitochondrion. The transcript is spliced from 4 exons.
GAACCGGAUGUUGUCUGAAUGUCAAAGAUGGCGCCGGACAUGUCACGCUGAACUUGUAGCAAAUUGUUCCACAGUAUGUUUUUAAGGAUAUAAAGCCUUACCAGAUGAUAGCACACUGACCGACUCUGUGUUUUAGUUUGUGAGGUGAACACAGCUGAGGAAUAAAUGGCUCUGAGUGAUUUAAAUCGCUGUGUGCGCCAGUUGUUAGGUCAAAUUCAACGCUGUCGCCCGGUUGCAGCUACAAACCAGACAGCUCGGUGUCUCAGCCAAGCAGCCUCUCAGCCGGAGCCCAGCGCGAACGAAAAUGAAGCCGUGAACCCGACCUUUGUGAACAGAAACCCCCGGAACCUGGAGCAGAUGGCGCUGGCUGUGAAGGACCGGGGCUGGAAAACGACCUGGCCCCACCGGGAGUUCUACCACAGGUUGGUGUUUUCUCGCACCCAACAUUAUGUGACAGCACAAGUGUUCUCCAGCAGUUCUCCUGUCCCAGUGUUGACCUGCUCAACCACAGAGUGGGCAUUGAAAAAGGAAUUGGCUUCUACAAGGUGUGUGGCAGCAUGUCAGGCUGUGGGUGAGGUGCUGGCACGUCGAUGUCAACAGGCUGGAAUCACCAGGAUGGUGUACAGGGCUAUUCCCUGGGCCUAUCGCUCUGACGCUGUUCAGGCUUUCAGGAAAGGAAUGAAAGAAGGAGGAAUCACACUCAGUGAACCCAGAAGAAAAUACAUUGGGACCUAAAUUUUUGUGUCAUCUAUCACAUCUGCUGCUUUAUUAAAAUAUCCUCUGUAACCCUUAUUAUAUCUGCUAUGUUGUGAAUUUAUCACUGUACUGAUAUUAAGAUGACAAGCACUACAGUGAAUUACAAUACAGAGAAUCAAAAUGAGCGCUGAAAGUAAUGUUGCUUGUCCCUCUGCUUUGUUUCAUGUGGAUAAAGUGUUUCUGAAUAUAACCAGUCUGCUCUCUC